Messenger RNA from Pocillopora damicornis (cauliflower coral), 2609 nucleotides. RefSeq lists its product as uncharacterized. The record is from RefSeq and is a predicted model, not a curated record. Gene Ontology annotation, biological process: response to endoplasmic reticulum stress. Lineage: Eukaryota; Metazoa; Cnidaria; Anthozoa; Scleractinia; Pocilloporidae. Gene Ontology annotation, molecular function: protein phosphatase regulator activity. Gene Ontology annotation, cellular component: protein phosphatase type 1 complex; endoplasmic reticulum.
UUCCACCCUUUCAAAUUGGCGUGCCGGUAGCAUCGCCUAGAAGCUACCAGAAGGAAAACUUCUUGUGGUAUUUUCACGAAGCCAAAAGUUUUUAAUCAGAAAAGACUUCAAGAAGAUUCCUUUUAGCUGAUGGUCCCGAUCAAUCUGACUUUAUACGUGUAAUUUAUCACGAAAUGACGCAGGUAAAGAACCAGCGUGCUGUAUCUCAUUCAUUCAUUGCAUCAUCCUCUGAUAUUACAGGUCACGUCUGGAAAUAUAAACAGGAUAAUGAUUCAUCGUGUUUAGAACCUGAGAGAAUACAGCGGAUGAAACUACAAACACACUAUGGACUUGAUUGAGAAACACGAAUUUACCAAGAAGACUCAAUUUCCUACAAGAAGGUCAAGUGACAUUUUGCCCCGACGAUCAGUAAAUACUUUGUGGCAUCGUAGUCCCGAAAAAAUCGCUCGUAGACUUGCUCAAGCUUGCGAAAACAGUGUAGAAGUAACAUAUUGUCAAACAAAAAUUGAAGGAGACUUUACCAGCAAAGAAAUAUGUUGGAUCAAAUGGUGGUGACAUUAAUGGAAGGCGCCUUUGUAUGCGUCGGAUUUCCUUAUGUCGCAAAAUUGUGCAGAAACGUGUUAGAUUCGUUGCUCAAAGGACCAUACUUGCCUUUUUGCAGACCUGCAGUACAAAACAAGGUUCCCCACCAAAACACAACUGAAAGGAUGGGGGUAACUGGUCAAGUUUUAUCUACUAAUGUGCUCAUUGGUUUGAAACCACAAACAGAAAACUAUAUAUCUCCACUACAUUUUCAAAGCUGUUGGCAAUUCUAUCCAAAUCACUCUGGAACAAACACACUGCAAACAUUUUGGGGUAGUAGUAUUGGUGAAACAAAGUUGGAAAACUCUACCCAGGUUAUGCAGCACAGGUCAAAGAAUUGUGAGGGAAUGAACAUGGCUGCCUACCAACUGAACAGGCCCAAAGAUUUUUAUGGUCAUUUCAGAUCAUCCUCUGGUUUUCCAGCUUGUCUUGAAAGUGAACAGCAUUGCAACCCGAUGGAGAUUUCACACAAUGUCAUGCAGGAUGACAUUUUAAAAAAGGACUGUAAUGAGGCUCAAACAGAGAGGGGAUGCAGUGUGGUAUCAUUCUUGAUGUUCCCUGAUGCAAAAUGUAAGGAUGAUGAUGACAAAGACCAACUAGAUUUACCUGUCAAUGACUGUGUCUACAAUGCAGAUGGUCAGCUUGUACGCAUGUUUAUUUGUUUUGGUACUGAGCAGUCUGAUACAUCAAGUGUUGCACUUUCAAGUGAUUCUGGCUGUACUGACUGGGACUCUGACUCUGAGGAUUUUAUAAUAUUUGACAAUUCAUUUACAGGUGAAGGCAACUGUUGUACAAGGAUUGAUUUUGUUUGUGGACAGCAUGAACUUCCCAAAGAGGGUGAAACAAAAUCUGUGCUUCAGUCACCGAGAAUGUACUGUGAAGUUUCAGUAGUGGAAUCAGUUGAUAUAAAAUUGGAUUUCCUUAUUCAAGAAAUGGUGCCACCUAACUUGCAUUAUGCCUCUGAGAAGUUGACUUCCCAAAGAGAAAGUUGUGAAGAAACAGAGAUGAAGAGCAACAAGGAUUUCAUUUCCAGGAACAUUCCUGGUCAAACUGUGUCUGACAAUAAAAAGAAAAAGAAAGUUUGCUUUAAACCUGAUGAUGAACUCACUGUCACUCAUCCAAUGAUUGUCUGGAGCUUUGCUUACAAACAGGCUCGUAAAGGAACCUGGGAGACGGAACAACUGGACCGACUUCGUUUUCAGAAGAGAAUUAAGGAACUUGAUAAAAUUUUAACUCCUGUUUUGCUGGCAAAGAUAGGAAAUGCUGUUUAAUCUUUAUAGUCACAGUUUGUAGUGCUUACAAAAUAACUACUUGUGCAUUUCAUACAUUUUGAUAGGAACUAUGGACGCUGUAAUAAAUUAUUAAGUAUAAUAUAUUAAGUAUCUGAUUUGUUAGUGCAUGCAAGAUUCAAUUUUUUUAUUCUGUUGACCUAUUUUAAGAAUCAGCAGUGCUGAUUAAGUUAUCAUCAAUUCAUGCAAUGUGUUUUGAUGCUGCUGUAAUAAUUAUCAAAUCUUAUUUUCUCAAAAAAGAAAUGUUGUAGACAGUUAAUAACCAAUUGUUAAACCAUUCGAUGAAUCAUAAUACAAAGGGAGUUGGAUGAGUUGGAGUUGGACGAGUUGCAAUGAAUGAAACAAUUAUUUAAGCAGUAGCAGAUUGUUUGUUUUUGUUUUUGAAUGAACUUGAAAAACUGUGAUGAAGUAACAGAAGCUAUUUUUUAAAGAUAAUAUCCAUUGAAAAAAGCCAAUUUCUUUGUUAUUUAAAAGGUGUUCUAUGUUCCCCAUUAUAUUAGGAUGAAAUUUUGUGGCAAAAUAAGGCAAUUAGAUAAUUAUUAUUUUUACUGAACUUUAAAUUUCAGUGAAAAUUUCUUUAAGGCAUUACUGACUUUGUUAAGGUUUCACAUGUUUGUUAGGAUCUUUGAAUGAAUACUAUAAAGAGGGUAGCAAAGGGGGUGGGAGGUCCUGAUUCUGUUUCUUGUGCAAAUUUUAGAAAAAUUCAUGCAUUACAUAUUUAGAAGGGAAAACUUGAAA